AUGUCCAACAACGCCGUUCUGGAGGAGGCCUUGGCCAGCCUGGAAGCCAGCCCUACCACCAUCCAGGUGCUUCGGGACCUUCACACUCAGGCGCUUGCCGAGACUCCCUUUGUCAGCACAAACCAACCGCUCUCUGCGGCUGUCGAUAAGUUUGUUGCGCUGGACCCUGACAAGUGCGCGCUGGUGUAUCUCCUUCUCCGGUCCACCAGAGCUCGCUACAUCGUCGAAGCCGGCACCUCCUUUGGAGUGAGCACAAUCUACUUAGCUCUUGCUGCUAGCCAAAAUGCCGCGGUUGAAGGCAAAGACUGCAAAGUGAUCGGUACUGAAAAUGAGCCUCCCAAGGCGGCGAGAGCGCGUGCGAACUGGGAGGCAGCUGGGGCUGAUAUCAAAUCGGUCAUCGAGCUUAGGGAGGGUGACUUGCGAGAGACCUUGAAGACCGAUCUACCCGAGCAGAUUGACUUCUUGUUGCUUGACAUUUGGACACCACUCGCGCUUCCGGCGCUCAAGUUGGUGCACUCUCGACUCAGAAUUGGAGCUACAAUCGUAACGGAUAAUUACAUUGCUGCGGCCAAGGGCUACACUGAUUUGAAAGCGUUCCUUGAGGACCCUCAAAAUGGUUUCAGGGUCACUUUAGCUCCGUAUGAUGGAGGGCUUUUGAUUGCCGUCUAUGUAGGCCGCAAGUAG
Molecule: messenger RNA, 684 nt
Organism: Clonostachys rhizophaga
Lineage: Eukaryota; Fungi; Ascomycota; Sordariomycetes; Hypocreales; Bionectriaceae
Source: the annotation of a GenBank genome assembly